Microthlaspi erraticum is the source of this 261-nucleotide messenger RNA. The record is from the annotation of a GenBank genome assembly. Lineage: Eukaryota; Viridiplantae; Streptophyta; Magnoliopsida; Brassicales; Brassicaceae.
AUGUAUCCCCGCAUCACUGCGCACAUCCCCGUGGUACAAAGCGCCACAUCGCUGUCCGCCUCUCUUUCAAGACGCCCGCCUCUCUUUCAAGACGCCUGGCUCGUCAAGCCACCGACGAUGGAUUGGGUAAGAGCAACCUUUAUCUACCCCACAUCCAACAAACACCAACACCAAGCAAGAGGAUCCACUAUGGUGCGCCACACGCCUUCCGCAAUCCCUCCAUCUUACUUAAGCUGCACGGUACCUUUAAACCGCCACUAA